This is a messenger RNA of Lolium rigidum, 558 nucleotides long. RefSeq names its product mediator of RNA polymerase II transcription subunit 10b-like. The record is from RefSeq and is a predicted model, not a curated record. Gene Ontology annotation, biological process: positive regulation of transcription by RNA polymerase II. NCBI's taxonomy places the organism in Eukaryota, Viridiplantae, Streptophyta, Magnoliopsida, Poales, Poaceae. Gene Ontology annotation, cellular component: chromatin; mediator complex. Gene Ontology annotation, molecular function: transcription coregulator activity.
AUGGACAGCGCCGCCCCGAACUCCUCCGCCGCCGCCGCAUCCGCAGCGGCGGCCGCUUCCGGUAACGGCGUACAAGGUGGCGCGGGCGGCGACCGUCCCGAGGACGCCUCGAAGCAGAACCUGGCGCAGGUGACGGGCUCGAUCCAGAAGACCCUGGGCCUGCUCCACCAGCUCAACCUCAACGUCUCCUCCUUCAGCUCCGCGUCCCAGCUCCCCCUCCUCCAGCGCCUGAACGCGCUCGUGGCGGAGCUCGACACGAUGCAGAAGCUCGCCGACGGGUGCAACAUCCAGGUGCCCAUGGAGGUCGUCAAUUUGAUUGACGACGGGAAGAACCCCGAUGAGUUCACCAGGGACGUGCUCAACAGCUGCAUCGCCAAGAACCAGAUUACCAAGGGCAAGACUGACGCUUUCAAGAGUCUGAGGAAGCAUCUUCUUGAGGAGCUUGAAGAAGCUUUUCCUGAAGACGUUGAAGCAUACAGGCAGAUACGUGCUACUUCUGCUGCUGAAUCAAAACGGCUGGCUCAGUCCCAAAGUGUUUUGCCUAAUGGAGAUUCCAAA